GGUGAUCCCGAUCAGACCACGCCACAAGGUGAUUGUCGAACAAUGGUAUCGUGGGAUAAAUGUUACCAUUUUGCUUCGCUUGGGACGGCUAUUGAUAGAAUCGUUGCUCUCGUUUCAAGCAAAGAAAAAAAGAACAAUAAAGGAAUCUCCCGACUCGUAUAUCUUCUUCGCUUGAUAUUUUGAAAGAAAAAAAAAAUCGUUUGCCUUAUUUCUUUUCCCCCGGAAGGAUACUAGGAUAAGGGCGACGCGUAAAUCGCACACUGUGGCGCAAUCUUGGAUCCAAAGAGAACAAAUUAAAGACUGGAAACAUAAGAUGGAAAACGGAAACAGGACCUACCCACACAAACAUGGACCAAAUACUGUGAGCGGCGACUGGGUCCAGCAGGAGGCCGACAGUGUGCCCGCGAUGAAUACGGCGUCGUACCGGGACAGAGUCUCGUGGUGGGCAGUGUUCUACAAGUCAGUUCCGAACGCCAUCGGCAUCGGGGGGAUGAAAUAUGCCUUUAACUCGUCUGAAGUCAAAUGGCGAAGAUUAUUCUGGCUCCUUCUCAUCCUGGUGGCAUUUUGUUUACUCCUCUAUCAUGUCACCAAUAGGGCGCAGUAUCUUGCCACUUAUCCUACAAGUGUGGAUAUUUAUACCAACUACACCGAUGUUCUUACUUUCCCGACUGUGGCAUUUUGCAACUACAACGCAUACAGGCAUUCCAUGGUAGCUGGGACUGAGUUAGAAGCAUUCCUCAAUGGGAUAAUGUUCGACAGCUCAUUUAUACUAAAUGCUUCCAGCACGUAUGCCUCUUUCCUUGACUCGGUGACGAUGAGCGAUCUUUUCAUUGAAUACGGCCAUCGAGCUGAGCAAUCAAUUAUUAAUGGCCGUUGGAGGAGUUCUGAGACACUGGACCAUACUAACUUUACCCUUAAGAUAACUGACUGGGGAUUAUGUUUUGUCUUCAAUGAUGCAGACAGUGGGGAUCCACCGUUAACAGUCAACCGCCCUGGUAAAGAGCAAGGAUUGGAGCUCGGGCUCAAUGUCGAGCAAUAUGAGAGCUUCAUCGAUUCAACGGCCAGAUACUCCACAGGCUUUCAAGUCCUUCUUUACGACUAUGGCACAGAACCACUCAUUACAGAUCAAGGCUUUGCAAUAGCACCUGGAACCCAUACCCACGUUGGUGUUGAAGUAACUGAGACUUCCAACCUGGAGCCCCCUUAUGGAUUGUGCCAAGAUAAAGCACUGAAGUAUUUCAAUAACUAUGGCUACCCCGAGUGUUUCAUCGAGUGCAGAUCCGAUUAUUUUUAUAACGCAUGUGGCUGCAAGUUUUUUGCUUUACCAAUGGUUACGAAUGACGAAGAGUGUACUGUCUUGGACUACUUUUUGUGUGGAGGUGAACAUUGGGAAGGAUUCGUUAAGAACCAUACCUGUGACUGCCCAGUGCCUUGUCAUGUUCGCUCCUACAAACCAUCUAUCUCAAACACGGCCUACCCUUCGGCAUACGUGGAGAGCAGGUACUCCUCUCUUUUCUCGUUUCCUGAUGGAUUUAUGCAGGACAACUUUUGCUUGAUUUCGAUAUUCUUCAAGGAGAUUAGUAUCCAACAGGUCACCCAGAACGUGGAUUACAAUUUCUUCAGCUUUCUGUGUGACAUGGGCGGUUCGCUUGGACUGUGGCUCGGAGGAAGCAUCCUAACUUUCUUUGAACUCUUGGAUUUGUUUGGUAAUUCGAUAUACAUCCACUCAAAACGUGCACCUAAUGUCAGAAAAUAGAUCUGGAGAGCUCAUCC
Strongylocentrotus purpuratus (purple sea urchin) is the source of this 1773-nucleotide messenger RNA. Its product is annotated as amiloride-sensitive sodium channel subunit beta. The record is from RefSeq and is a predicted model, not a curated record. The transcript is spliced from 10 exons. Gene Ontology annotation, cellular component: membrane. Gene Ontology annotation, biological process: sodium ion transmembrane transport. The coding region runs from base 314 to 1756 and encodes 480 amino acids. Gene Ontology annotation, molecular function: ligand-gated sodium channel activity. NCBI's taxonomy places the organism in Eukaryota, Metazoa, Echinodermata, Echinoidea, Camarodonta, Strongylocentrotidae.